CUUAUGACGCAAGACCAAAGAGAAGAACUUCCUGUCUGUCCUGUUGCUCCAAAAAUGGCGGACACGUGUGGCCAGGUGCUGCUGGGGUCAGGGCUCACCGUCCUGUCUCACCCUCUCAUGUACAUCAAGGUCCUGAUCCAGGUAGGACAUGAGCCGCUCCCCCCCACCCUGGGCAGGAACCUGUUUGGCAGACAGGUCUAUCAGCUGCCUGGACUGUUUGCUUAUGAAGGAGCUGUGUGUCUGGAAGCUUGAACUGAGAGCUGGCAGACCUCAGAUCUGUUCCCCCCCAGCGAAACACAUCAUCAAGAUCGAUGGAAAAGCGGGUCUUUUCAAAGGGCUUGGCCCAAGGCUCUGUGCUGGCACCAUUGGUACCAUCGUGCACAGCAGAGUUGUGCAGAAAUGUCAGGAGCAAGACACACCUCAGGUACUGGGUGGUCAGCAGAAGGCUGUGGAGGGCUCCCUACAGCACGUUGUUAACGAGACAACCAAAGAGAUGAUUGCUCGUUCCUGUGCCACCGUUGUCACACAUCCCUUCCAUGUGAUUACUCUGCGAUGUAUGGUACAAUUUAUCGGGAGAGAAACAAAAUACAGUGGAGUGUUUGACUCCAUCGCCACAGUAUACAGAGAAGACGGCAUCCUGGGCUUUUUUGCUGGUUUGAUCCCUCGCCUGCUCGGUGACGUCCUGUCUCUGUGGAUUUGUAACCUGCUGGCUCACCUCAUCAAUGCAUACGCCAUUGAUGACUCGAUGAGUCACACAGCAGAAAUCAAGAACUGCUCUCAGGCUGUGACGGGGUUCUUUGCCAGUAUGCUCACAUACCCUUUUCUUCUGGUGUCAAACCUCAUGGCUGUCAAUAACUGUGGGCUUGCUGGAGGUCUUCCGCCCUAUGCAUCAGUAUACCCCACCUGGGUGGACUGCUGGAGGCAUCUAAGCAGAGAGGGCAACAUGAGCAGAGGCAACAGUUUAUUCUUCCGGAAGCUUCCAGCAGGAAAGAUGUACGCAGUUGACCAGAAGAGAUUUUUUUAAAGCCUGGAGAGAACUGAGCUGAACAAAGUUGUUAUAAUAAAAUAAAAAAAAAUCAACAUUGCCUGAUCUGGGGGGUGGGACAGUCGGCACUUAUCUUUUUUUUUUUGUAUGCACUUUUUUUUUUUUAACCUGCCAUCAUGUGAAAUGAUAGUUUCCAGUUAAUUUCCAGCAGGUUUUGUUUUAUGAAUACAUUUUCAGCUUGAAACUACAGGGUUGUAAAACAAUGAGACAAAUGUCUUUCUAACACCGACAUGUACAAAAACACUGAUGGAGGACGGCUCAUGCUGUUAAACAUGUCUGAUAAACCAAUGUGAAGCCCCCAUGUUUGUUUUUAUAGAUUAACUAAUGAUAAUGACUCAUUCAUCCACGUGUUGGGAUUUGUUUGUUGAAAUGGGCACUUCAGUCUGCAUGUGGUAAUGUCUACUAAUACACGUUAAUGAUCAGUGGGACCUAUGUCAUAUGGUAUUGUCUCGAUGUGUCAGUUAUUGUGAAGCUCACUGCCUGAUGGGUGUGUAAUACUAAUAGUCAGAGGGUGGUGCUGGUGGUUCAGGAGCAUGUAUGGGUGGACUGAGGCAUGGUAGGUAGCCUGAGCUGACCAAAAUCUCUUGGCACUGUGAAAGUGCUUGUAUCAACUCAUUCUGACUGACCCAAAUAAAAACUGCUUUUUUUGAA
Larimichthys crocea (large yellow croaker) is the source of this 1696-nucleotide messenger RNA. RefSeq names its product mitochondrial carrier homolog 2 (gene mtch2). The record is from RefSeq and is a predicted model, not a curated record. Gene Ontology annotation, biological process: positive regulation of apoptotic process. NCBI's taxonomy places the organism in Eukaryota, Metazoa, Chordata, Actinopteri, Sciaenidae. The transcript is spliced from 14 exons. Bases 149 to 1024 code for a protein of 291 amino acids. Gene Ontology annotation, cellular component: membrane; mitochondrion.